Syngnathus typhle (broad-nosed pipefish) is the source of this 7000-nucleotide messenger RNA. RefSeq names its product palmitoyltransferase ZDHHC5-B-like. The record is from RefSeq and is a predicted model, not a curated record. Gene Ontology annotation, biological process: protein palmitoylation. Gene Ontology annotation, molecular function: palmitoyltransferase activity. The coding region runs from base 1340 to 3514 and encodes 724 amino acids. The transcript has 12 exons. Lineage: Eukaryota; Metazoa; Chordata; Actinopteri; Syngnathiformes; Syngnathidae.
CACCUGGAGGACCAGCAUACAAUGCUCCUUUUCCGGGAUUCCGUUGUCGGCCUAGGCGAGCUAAGCGAUAUGCUAUCGGCUAACUGAGGUUGGACCGAAACUACUCUCAUCAGUGAGCAAGACCACUCACCAUUUUGCUGUUUAGCGACUUCCUUCAAUCUGCCAUCACAAGGCGUGGAGGAAUAACAUCACGAGGACAAUCUAUAAGGACAAACAUGCAUUAGACUAUGUAGCUGCCAUGUUGCAGAUGGCCAUGUUUCAAAGCUGCACAAUGGGAGAGAAGGUCAACGUGCAGCGAACGUGGAGGUGGGAGAGGUUUCUACAUCCACGCCUGGUUUCUACAUCCAGUAACACUCCAGUGACGUGCUCAGGGCUUCUUUUUGGAAAGAGUUGAUUUCUUUGUGGGGUUUUUGUUUUUGGGUGGGGUGUGUUUCCUCUUCUUUUGCCACAUUGACACACAAACCGACGGCAGUGCUCUUAAAGAAUCCGGAAUGGACUUGGCUGGAACUUAGACUACAAUAGAGACUACAAUAGCAUUUUAGCAACUUACCAAAGUCACCUUUGGACUUGGGUUUUGACUUUUCUCCAGUUGUAUAUCGCUGCUGACAGUUCGACAGUGUGGAACUGUCCUGCCUGCAGCCAUCCUCAGCGACCCCCUCCCACCCAGUGCCUAAAUAAGCCCCCUCGGGACAAUCACACAAGUCAUCAGCCGCUACCGUGCUCAAUACUUUGCCUGUUUUCAUCCAUGUGCAUCUGCUCUCCGCAUGCUGGCCCUUCAUCCGCUAAAUCUUUAAUUUUCUGCUCCCUUACUUUGAGAUUUUCCUCUUCAUAUUUUCCCCCCCAAGCCAGAUAAUCGGAGUUUGAGCACAACGAUUGCAAUUUAUUUGAAAACGUCUUAAGUCUGCGCUUUUCUACGCACAAGCAGGGGUGUUACAGCUAAGACUUAAUUACCUUCUUGCACCCAACGCAGUACCAUUAAAGCCAUACAAAAAUAUUUAUGAAUUUCCGAUACAUAUUUUUGUAUCACAUUGCUCCUGCUUUUUUAUGCCUAAAUUAUAGUCCUGCAUAGAAACAUUUAUAUUUACAUACUAUCUACAUGCAAGUGGAACUGUAUAUUGCUGUAUGAUUUAAAAGCAUAUAUAUUUGAGCGAGUGUUAUAGUGAUGUGAAUUGUUGCUGACUGUUUUCCGUUCAUAUAUGCUGCUUUGCUUCCGGUCAACCCAUGGCCUCUCCCAAACAAACACCAUAUUUGUCAUAUUAACUAGUAGAGCAGCCUUUCAAAUAGGUAGACUGUAGAAAUCUACCUCUCACCUGGUCUUCCUCCCACUGCUCCAUCUCUGAUGCCGGGCUUCAGCAGUGGAGGUGUCGGGGGAGGAGUGGCUGGCCAGGUUUCCGCUCCUCCCCGCCCCUUUAGACCCAGCCGAUAUGUCCCGGUGUCUGCAGCCACCACCUUCCUGGUCGGAUCCACCACCCUCUUCUUCUGCUUCACCUGUCCGUGGUUGUACGACUAUUUCUCCGCCGUCAUUCCUGUUUAUAUUGCCGUGAUCUUCCUCUUCACGCUGGCCAACUUCUGCAUGGCUACGUUCAUGGAUCCGGGAGUCUUCCCUCGAGCGGAGGAAGAUGAGGACAAAGAGGAUGAUUUCCGCGCUCCGCUCUACAAGACAGUGGAAAUCAAAAGCAUCCAAGUGCGCAUGAAGUGGUGCUCUACCUGUCGCUUCUACCGACCCCCACGAUGCUCCCAUUGUUCGGUCUGCGACAACUGUGUAGAGGACUUUGACCACCACUGUCCAUGGGUGAACAACUGUAUUGGUCGGCGCAACUAUCGCUACUUCUUCCUCUUCCUGCUGUCACUCACCACCCACAUUGUGGAUGUUUUUGGCUUUGGCCUCGUUUAUGUGCUGCACCACCGCCAGCAACUCGACACACCACAUGCUGCAGUCACUAUGGCUGUGAUGUGUGUUGCUGGUCUGUUUUUUGUCCCAGUUGCUGGCCUGACUGGGUUCCAUAUUGUGCUCGUGGCUAGAGGUCGGACCACAAAUGAGCAGGUGACAGGAAAGUUUCGUGGAGGUGUUAACCCCUUCACCAACGGCUGUGUUAGGAAUAUUUCACAUGUACUUUGCAGCUCACUGGCACCCAGAUAUACGGGUCGUUCCCGCAAGCCUCAGACAGUCGAACUACAGCCCCCUUUCCUCAGGCCGGCUCUCACGGAAGCACAGCUCGAAGCCAAGGUCCUGGAUAAUGGUAUCCAGAAUGAUCGACACAGCACAAGAUCAAAGAGCAGUUUGGAUCAAAUGGAGAGCCAGUCGGCAGACACGGAGCCUCCACCUCCCCCGAAGCCAGAGCUUCGUUACCCUGGGCUGCCUCGUGGUGAAGCUGAGGAAAGCAGCUUGUUGACAGAAGGUGUGCACACACAGCCCAUGUACAAGUAUCGACCUGCGUACAACAGCCCAGGAAGGAACCACAGUGCCCACACACAUACCGGCAAGGUGAUCCGCGGGGAGAGUCUCGACUCUCCGGCUCCCUCUAUCCUUCACUCCAGCCGCCACCCCAGUUAUCGUUCGGAACCGAGCAGCCUGGACGGGACCACAGUGGUGGUGGGCGGUGCGGGAGCGUUCAAAGGGGCAGGGGACAGGGGUGAGGGCCCCGGAGGAUUAGGCAGGACUGUCGUGUCGGGGGGUAUGUCAGGUUAUUCCCUGACCGGGCGCUCUCACACGUCAUACCCAUCCUCUCUGGUUCUGUCCACUGGGGGGUCCCACUCCUCCAGCCUGCGCUCAGCGCACAUGGCACACAAUCCUCUGGCCACCCUCCAGUCAGAAGGCACUACAGACACCAGCUACAAAAGUCUAGCUAACCAGACCCCUCGGAACGGCAGUCUGUCCUACGACAGCCUGCUCACACCCUCCGAUAGCCCUGAGUUUGAGUCUGCCGCCCAUGAGUUGUCGCCGCAGAAGCCUCGUGCUCCGUUCCCUUCCUCGACUGGGGCUGCGGUCAGAGGCCAGCCGGAAGCGCUGUCCCCAAGUUCUCAGCUGCAGGGCUAUACGUCGCCUUUCCUCUCAGCUCAGCUCAGCCAGCAGAGGGAGGGCCAUCUGCUGCAGGGCUCCGCCACUUUCUCCUCCCCUCACAGAGCCUACCUGCGUGCCGUCAGCCCGCCCCCUCUCUCCGGGCCUCCCGAGACGCUGCAACUGCUCCAGCAUAACCACGACUCCUCUUCCAGAGUUCCCCGUAACAGUGUGUCCUCCUCCUCCUCCCCGGGGGCUCGCUCGCCAGAGCCUCCUGUCUCCCCUCCGCCUCGCGGCCUCUCCCUGGGCAAGUCCCAGUCUUACACUGGAGAGGCAGGGCCACAGCACAAGCUUCGGGCCACCGUGGCGCUGGGAGGGGGAGGAGUCGGAGGAGGGCAUCAGGCUCCACAAUCGUCCUCUCGCACAAUCUUGGCCAAUCACAACACAUCUAAACCAGGGGGCGGAGUGAAGAAGGUGACCGGUGUCGGAGGGACCACUUACGAGAUAUCGGUUUGAGUGACAUGCACUCUUAUUCCACUGAGGAGGAGAAAAAGAUAAGUCACUGGACAACUUCCACUUGUCUCUUUUCUGAGCUGGACGUUAUUCAUGACUGCGGAGCCAAAAGCACCGUUGCGUGCGCAGCCGUCUGCCCGGUAUCGACCGGCCUUUCCUUUUCAAUCUGAACAAAGACUGCACGUGGCUCUUGCUUCACAGGCCCAGAGUGUUUGGAGGCCGUUUCCUCAAGGACAGAAGUCGCACAGAUACGGUUUGACGUGGUAACAUUAGGGCACAGUAUUUUUGACCCCCGAGAGUGUCCUACUGAAUUCUAAGAUGGAUCUAUGAGUGUUGACCAAUGAGGACUGUCUUGCUUAUGGACCACACAUCCUGUCGAGUAAAAAGCGUUGAGAGCAUCCAACCUAUAAAACACACAGUAUCAUUUUAGUUUUAUAAGUCUUUGUUUUUAAAUAUGCUUUUAUAUAAACAUGUAAGAUCUUGCAGAUUAUUAAUGGGUCCCGUCAUCAGGUGGUGAAGAUGACUUAUCGAUAUGGGUGGCAAAUGUAUGUGUCUAAUUGUUUAUUUUUAAUUACAAAUGUGUUGCCUGUUUAUAAUUGACGGCUGCAUCAGCCACUCGUGAGCUCUUGCCGGAAUUGUCGUGAUCCAAAGAGUCGACUUGGGGACGUGGCAAACAAUUGAGCUUUAUUUUCAAAAGCCACAGAAAAAUGUGGAGCGCAACGCAUCUUCGUUGAAUGUACCUGCGUAAUGUUUUUGUGCUUGAGGCGUUAUGCAAAAUCAGUUUUGUAGCUUUAAGAUCCUCGUCUGUCUUGUUUCCGAUGCUAGGCAAACUGUUUUAGUCUUAUCCAUGGAUGACCAGCCAGUUAGGGGCAGUGAGGGGUGGGCUUAUUUAUUUCACCAAACAGGAAAAACAAAACUUGUAGUUGCAAGCGAAACAUGUCAAACCAGUCACUUUGAGUUGUUUUCAAGGCUUGGAUACGUUUUAAAAAACGAAAUGUACUAGGGAUGCACCGAAAAUGUGUUGAAAAGGGCCCAAAAAUAUACACUAUUUUAGAUUUUAGACACAUCGCCUUGAUCUGCCACCAAGGACUGCCCCUGGUGGCCAUGUGUGCUUGGCUCGGAAUUUCUGAAUUCAGUUUUCAGUCGUGGGUUUCCUCAUAUUUAGUUUCGGCCACAAAUUUACAUUUCGGUGCAUCACUAGAAUAUACAGUACAGGACUGGUUUGCAAUUUUUUUUUUUCUUCCUUUAGAACAUUUAUAGGGAAGCAAAGCACAUUUUUAUUUCUUUAUUUUUUUUAACCUUUUCCUGACAUUGUGUAUAGCCGGUCUGAUUAUUAUUAUUAUUUUAAAUAUAUAUAUAAUAAUUCACACUCAGGCGUUGUCUACUAGGUACAAGUGACUUGAAAACCCACAGCUAGAGGUGUUGUAUAAUUUUAAAUUGUCCAAUUCCUACUAUUUAAGCCUCUGAACAGUCACUAUUCUGAUUUCUGCAGUCUUUCAUGAGAGCAGAGUUCAUUCAUUCAUCCUCACAGGGUUUUGGUUAAUCAAAAUAAGACAUUUGUUUUUAAUUUGGAAAACACUGAUCGAACCAGGAACUGAAUCCGUUUAAAAAAAAAAAAAAAAUCUGGUCAAUAUUCAAUCCCACUCGUUUGAUAUUGCUUAAUGGUUUAGUUUUUACCAAACAACUCAAAAUAAACAAAAGGAAACCGGGAGGGGGGGAAGAAAACAUGCAAAAAUUUAAUUGUAUCCAGUUAAAUGAUGGGAUAAUUGAUUGAACAAUUGAUUGAAAAAAAUGUUUGACUGUUACAGCUGACUGAGGUAAAAAGGUUUGCUCGAAUUGGGCAUUACAAUUAAUCCGUUUUUUUUUUGUUUUACCCAACCCAAAAGGAGACUGAUACCGUUUUUUUCCGUGUAUAGUGCGCAAAAUUUUACCAAUUUAUUGUCCUAAAAUCCGGGGUGCGCAUUAUACAUGGGUACAAAAGAAAAAAAAAUAAAAAAAAUUUUUUUAAAUUUUUUUUUUUUUUUUUUUUUUUUUUUUUUUUUAAGUCCCAAUGAUCGUCACACACGCAGGGAGGCAAUGGGUCCCAUUUUUAUAGUCUUUGGUAUGGUCUUAACUAGGCUGGAUGUAAUUUUUUUUGUUGGCGUUGAUUUCUCCGACUGCCCGUAAACGCACCACCGCGCUUCGUGUGCGCACGGGACAGCAAACGAGCAGGUGAUCGAGCAAGCGUCUGAUACGAGAGCAUUGCGGUCGCAUGGAGCGUGUUUGAAGUGAACAGCAGAGAAGAAAGGCAAAGUGUUGUGAAAUAAAAUGCACAGAACGGAUGCGCAAGACACGUCAGCUAUAUAAAGAGCGAGAGUUAUUUUCUUCCUAUUAGUUUCAAUUCACAGUUUAAUUAGCAGUUUCAAUCAGCAAAUAACAAAAUGCGUAUUACAGGUAAUAUUUUAUUUCACAACACUUUGCCUUGUUCCUUUGGUCUCUGCUGUUCAUCCUAAAACACAAAGGCGCUCUUUAAGCAAUGCGACAGUGAGCGCCCGGCGCGCUGCACCAAAUUAAGCUCCCUGCGCAGUGCGCACUGAGGUCCACUUAAAUUUUAGAAAGUACAUCAGGACUUUAAAAAUAUCUUCUAAAUUUCAGCGACGGCUCUGUCACAAUAAUCGACCAGCCCGGUGCAGUUGGGCGGUCGGCGGCGCGCUACGGUUGAGCGUUCUCUCGCGCGCUCUCUCUCUCGCUCUCUCUCGCUCUCGCACACACGCAAACCGGAUAUCAUACGGAGGCCGCCAUUACAGAUGCGCAGAACGGAUGAGCAAGACACGUCAGCUAUAUAAAGAGCGAGAGUUCAGUUCUCUACCUAAAUCCGUAUUACAGGUAAUAUUUUAUUUCACAACACUUUGCCUUGUUCCUUUCUUCUCUGCUGUUCACUUCAAACACGCUCCAUGCGCACGGAGCGCGGUGGUGCGUUUACGGGCAGUCGGAGAAAUCAACGCCAACAAAAAAAAUUACAUCCAGCCUAGUUAAGACCAUACCAAAGACUAUAGAAAUGGGACCCAUUGCCUCCCUGCGUGUGUGACGAUCAUUGGGACUUAAAAAAAAAAAAAAAAAAAAAUUUUUUUUUUUUAAAAAAAUUCAUAAAAAUUGGGUGCGUAUUAUACAUGGGUACAAGCUUUUUUCCAGCAUCAGCAUGCCAUUUUUAGGGGUGCGUACUAUACAUGGGGGCGCACUAUACACGGAAAAAAACGGUACUUUGAGUUGUGGCAGGCUGUAUUUUCAUCAUGCACGCGAUUCUUGUUCAUGCCGAUUGUUCUUUCGUAGCCCUCCCCAGUUCACAAUUGAGUCGACAUUAAUGGCACAAGUUCCUUAAAAAUAAUUUAGCGAACCUAAAUUACUUUCCUUCCGCUCUGGCCAAGGAUGACGUCUGCUGAACAAUUCAAAUUUGUGCAAGUAUGUUGACAAGACUUAUUGUGAGAAUAAAUCGCUCUUGUGGGGUUGGAA